UCGCACGUCACUUGAGAUUUGAGAAGCUGACUGGAAAAAGAGAGGAAAAGAAAAACGGAACGGAAUCCAUCAUAUUCAUCUCCUUCUCCGCGUUGAUCUGUGAAUCAGUCUUUUGGCCAUGGCGGAGCGUGAUUCUUACGGGCUGGGUCCUCGAUUAGAUAUUCAGCAAUUACAAUUUGAAGCCCAGCAUCGUUGGUUGCGGCCUGCUGAAAUUUGUGAAAUUCUUCGUAAUUAUCGGAUGUUUCAUAUCACAUCAGAACCUCCAAACAUGCCACCAAGUGGUUCGCUUUUUCUUUUUGAUAGGAAGGUAUUGAGGUAUUUUAGAAAGGAUGGACAUAAUUGGAGAAAGAAAAAGGAUGGAAAGACUGUGAAGGAAGCUCAUGAAAAGUUGAAGGUGGGAAGUGUUGAUGUAUUACAUUGCUACUAUGCUCAUGGAGAAGAAAAUGAAAAUUUCCAGAGGCGAAGCUAUUGGCUGCUUGAACAGGAUAUGAUGCACAUUGUUUUCGUACACUACUUGGAAGUUAAGGGUCAUAAGACAAGUGUUGGAGGAAAACCAGAUAUUGAUGAGGUUUCAUCAGAUUCCCAAAGAGGCAGCUCUGCAUCAUCUGGUUUUUCGAGAACUUAUAAUAACGUGCCGUCAAGAAGUACAGAUUCCAUGAGCCCAACUAGCACUUUGACAUCCUUAUGUGAAGAUGCUGACUCUGGUGAUCGUGCACAGACAUUGAUUUCUGGAGCAGACUAUCUUUUACAAGUUCAGCAAGAUAGACCUGGAGGCAGUGAUGCUAGUACUUCUUUCAUUGAUGGCCGAAAAACCAAUGGAAUGGCCUUGCGGGGCGAUGGCUCUGAACAACUUACAAAUGGAUUAUCUACUGAUCCGUCCCUUGUGUCAUUUACUUCCAUCCCAUCCAAUUCAAUAGGAAACAUUCUUGAACAAGAAAAUACUGUUCCGGGUGACCUUUUAGGCAUAAAAAAUGUCCUCAUCGGGUCAGCUGGGAGUUCUCAGACCCUCCAAUCAGAUUGGCAGAUCCCUUUUGAAAGUAAUCCAGGGCAGAUGUCGAAAGAGCUUACAACCCAAUCGCUGGGUUUGGAGUUUGGCUCUGACUUUAGCAAUGGUUUGCUGCAACAUGAAACACAUGACCAUGUUGCUUCUGGCUCUCUAAAUUUUAACUGUCAGCAAAAAGAGGAGCCUGUGCCGGAAAACUUUCCAGAACAGCAUACUGAUACUCAAUCUCAAAUUUUGCUGAAAUACAAUUUUGGGAAUGAAGGUCCCACAGAAGAAAGUAUUAAUUAUGCCUUGACUGUGACGCGGCGGUCCUUAUUAGAUGGGGAGGAAAGCCUAAAGAAAGUUGACAGCUUCUCUCGAUGGAUUACUAAAGAACUCGAAGAGGUGGAUGAUCUCCAUAUGCAGUCAUCACCUGGCAUUUCUUGGAGCGCUGAUGAAUGUGGGCAUGUGAUAGAUGAUUCCUCAUUGAGCCCCUCCCUCUCUCAGGACCAGCUGUUUAGCAUAAAUGAUUUUUCACCUAACUGGGCUUAUGCUGAAUCGGAAACAGAGGUUUUGAUCAUUGGAACAUUUUUGAAGAGUCAAACAGAGGUAGCGAACUGUAACUGGUCGUGCAUGUUUGGGGAAGUUGAGGUUCCUGCCGAGGUUCUUGCCAGUGGAAUUUUGUGCUGUCAAGCUCCAUCUCUCAAGGUUGGACGGGUUCCCUUCUAUGUAACAUGCUCCAAUAGGUUGGCUUGCAGUGAAGUGCGGGAAUUUGAUUACACAGAGAGCUUGGCUGAAAAUGUUGAUGUUUCAGAUUUCUACGACAGUUCAACUGAGAUACGGUUUCAUCUGAGACUAGAGAAGCUGCUUUCUUCAAAAUCAGCGCUCCCUUCAAAUUACAACUUUGACAAUGAUAUGGUGAAAAGAAACUCUAUAUUUAAGCUCAUUGCGUUAAAGGAGGAAGAGGCUUCCUCAGACAGGGAAGAGCUGAUGUCAGAGAAGAAUGCGUCCCAGCAAAAGGUGAAGGAGUUAAUAUUUUACGGGCAACUUAAAGAGAAGCUGUACUCUUGGCUGCUUCGCAAAGUAAUUGAAGAUGGUAAAGGGCCAAAUGUUUUGGAUGAAGAGGGGCAAGGUGUGCUUCAUUUAGCAGCUGCUCUUCGGCAUGACUGGGCAAUAAUGCCAAUCGUUACGGCAGGAUUGAAUAUCAAUUUCCGGGACGUGAAUGGAUGGACAGCUCUGCACUGGGCUGCAUCGUAUGGCAGGGAACGGACAGUUGCUGUACUUGUCUCCCUGGGUGCAGAUGCUGGAGCAUUGACAGAUCCAUCCCCAACGUUUCCCUCUGGAAGAACAGCAGCAGAUCUUGCUUCUAGCAAUGGGCACAAAGGAAUCUCUGGUUUCCUUGCAGAGUCUUCAUUAACCAGCCACCUUUCAACCCUCACAAUGAAUGAUCAGAAGGGAGAUGUUGGGCAAAGAGCUUCAGAAGUAGAAGAAGUACAGACAAUUUCAAAACGAACAGCAACACCGGGGUUUAACGGUGAUAUGCCAGAUACCCUCUCCCUUAAGGAUUCCCUUACUGCUGUUCGUAAUGCUACGCAAGCGGCUGAUCGUAUAUACCAAGUAUUCAGAAUGCAGUCAUUUCAGAGGAAGCAGUUAACCCAGUUUGAAGAUGAUGAGUUUGGACUGUCAGAUCAGCAGGCUCUUUCCCUUAUAGCUUCUAAGGCAUGCAAGGCUGGAUUUGGAGAUGAUUUAGCCCAUACUGCUGCUGUGCAGAUACAAAAGAAGUUUCGUGGUUGGAAGAAAAGAAAGGAAUUUCUAGUAAUUCGUCAAAGAAUUGUUAAAAUUCAGGCCCAUGUAAGAGGCCACCAGGUAAGGAAGCAGAAUAAAUCAGUCCUCUGGUCUGUGGGAAUUUUGGAGAAGGUAAUAUUGCGGUGGAGACGCAAGGGCAGUGGUCUACGUGGCUUUCGACCUGAUGCCAAUAAAAUCCCCAACCAAGAAAAUGAUACUGUGAAAGAGGAUGAUUACGAUGUUCUCAAGGAAGGAAGGAAACAAAGUGAAGAAAGGUUCCAAAAGGCACUUACGAGGGUGAAGUCUAUGGUUCAGUAUCCAGAGGCACGGGCUCAGUACCGGCGUUUGCUAAAUGUUGUCGAGGACUUCCGGCGAACCAAGGCAUGCGAUAUGGACGUGAUCAAUUCAGAAGAGACGGUCGAUGGUGUAGAGGACCUUAUUGAUAUUAACAUGCUCUUGGAUGAUGAAAAUUUCAUACCUAUAGCAUUUGAUUGAUUCUUUCUGGUCACUACUCUGAUCCUCUCCACUGUAUAUAGGUGGCCAGAAUUGCCUUUAUUUGGCAUUGAGGAAGUCCUAGCAGUUGCUGUAUAUAUAUUAUAUAUACACAAACAUAUAUAUGAUCAAAAUUACGUUGUUCAAAGGCUGGCUAUGAUUAGACUAUCACAUAUAUGGUUCAGUUUUUAGAAGUCCAGGUAUUGUCCACUAUUGAGAUGUACUAUGAUCUCAUGGAUCCUGGUUUCAUAUGAUAGGACUAUUUCUAUUUAAAAA
This is a messenger RNA of Neltuma alba, 3535 nucleotides long. RefSeq names its product calmodulin-binding transcription activator 2. Gene Ontology annotation, cellular component: nucleus. Bases 119 to 3262 code for a protein of 1047 amino acids. The transcript is spliced from 12 exons. The record is from RefSeq and is a predicted model, not a curated record. Gene Ontology annotation, molecular function: double-stranded DNA binding; transcription coregulator activity; protein binding. NCBI's taxonomy places the organism in Eukaryota, Viridiplantae, Streptophyta, Magnoliopsida, Fabales, Fabaceae. Gene Ontology annotation, biological process: regulation of transcription by RNA polymerase II.